Molecule: messenger RNA, 738 nt
Organism: Macrobrachium nipponense
Lineage: Eukaryota; Metazoa; Arthropoda; Malacostraca; Decapoda; Palaemonidae
Product: peptidyl-prolyl cis-trans isomerase NIMA-interacting 4-like
Exons: 4
Coding region: 131-544 (137 amino acids)
Biological process (GO): rRNA processing
Cellular component (GO): nucleus
Molecular function (GO): DNA binding; peptidyl-prolyl cis-trans isomerase activity
Source: RefSeq, a predicted model, not a curated record
AUUCUGUAAAUUUCAGUCAGUCGUAUUAAUGUGACGUGAGUCAAGGAAUUUUGAAAUACAGCGUGUCUUGAAGUCCUUUGGAAAAUUUAGUAUUUUGCGACUGAAUUUAUACCUAAGAAGAUAUUUUGAGAUGGGUGGUGGGAAAAAAGGAGGAGGCGGGGGAGCUAAAGGUGGAGCAAAAGCUGAAAAAGGUGGGGCAAAAGCUGAAAAAGGCGAAGCAAGUGGUGGAGGCGGCAAGGAAAAGAAAGGAGGAACUGCAGUGAAGGUUCGCCAUAUCCUGUGUGAGAAGCAAGGCAAGGCAUUAGAGGCUUUAGAAAAAAUCAAAUCAGGGAUGAAAUUUAAUGAAGUGGCAGCUGAGUAUUCAGAGGACAAAGCUAGGAGUGGGGGUGAUCUUGGCUGGAUGACACGAGGCUCGAUGGUGGGACCUUUCCAGGAUGCUGCAUUUGCUCUCCCAGUAUCAACCUUAGCUAAUCCAGUUUAUACAGAUCCACCUGUAAAAACUAAAUUUGGAUAUCACAUAAUAAUGGUUGAGGGAAAAAAAUGAUUAAGGUUGUUCUUAUUAAGGUACUGGUACAUAUUUCAUGUAUGACAAAUGCAGUCCUGGAUAUGAAGAUCUCUUAAAAACAAUUAAUUUGAAAAAGAAAAAACUAGUGCCACUCAUCCAAACAGAUGCAAGAUAAUUUUGUGACCUAUAAAUUCAACAUGAUUCUUAAUUAACAAUAAAGUACUGUAACCUUA